This is a messenger RNA of Eucalyptus grandis, 2272 nucleotides long. RefSeq names its product probable anion transporter 6, chloroplastic. The record is from RefSeq and is a predicted model, not a curated record. Gene Ontology annotation, molecular function: transmembrane transporter activity. Gene Ontology annotation, biological process: transmembrane transport. The transcript is spliced from 16 exons. NCBI's taxonomy places the organism in Eukaryota, Viridiplantae, Streptophyta, Magnoliopsida, Myrtales, Myrtaceae. Bases 197 to 1825 code for a protein of 542 amino acids.
ACUCCCCGCAAAGUCCCAGGCAAAAUGCCACGCCCCCUGCUCCUCUCUCCUCCUCCUCUUCCAUCAUCUUCCCUGACCAUUUCCAAGCACAGACGUAAACGGAAGCAGAAAAGCCCGAUCCUUUCCGUUAUUUUCUCCUUCUGGACUUCAGUUCGGACUUGCCCAUUUUCUCGAAGUGAAGUAAAACCAUCCAUCCAUGGCGAGGUGCUCGCUCAGAGCCGAUAACCUCUGCUUCGGCCCGCGCUGCCCCAGCGCCACCCGAAGCUCGUUCUUGCCCAGUUCGUUCGGAGCCCGGUGGUCGAGCCGCUUAGCUUCGAAGAGCGGUGCCAAAUUCAGGGUCUUUUCCAGCAUCAAGGAGAGGCAGGGCGUGAAAGAGAGCGAGAGGCCCAAGGGGGUCAACCCCGGAGGCGCAGGAGGACUUCGGGUGGAUGGGUUGGAGAAGGCUGAGGUAGUUUCCGGCUUCGAGGGCGCGUUGGGAGAGGAGAGGGAGGGAGGAGGGGAAGUGGGUUUUGAUUGGAGGUGGCCUCCGUGGAAGAAUUUGCCGCAAAGAUAUAAGCUCAUUGGCACUACUUCUCUGGCUUUCGUCAUUUGUAACAUGGAUAAGGUGAAUUUGAGUAUUGCUAUAAUUCCAAUGUCGCACCAGUUCGGAUGGAAUUCUUCGGUUGCCGGGUUGGUGCAGUCGUCGUUCUUCUGGGGGUACGCAUUGAGCCAGUUGCCAGGAGGUUGGCUUGCGAAGAUAUUCGGUGGACGUGAAGUUCUUAAGUUUGGGGUAUUGGUUUGGUCAUUGUCAACAGCACUUGUUCCUGUUCUUGCAGGGUUCAUGCCUGGAUUAGUCUUAUCUAGAAUUUUGGUUGGAAUUGGCGAAGGUGUUUCCCCAUCUGCGGCAACUGAUCUUAUUGCUAGGUCAAUACCAUUGGAAGAGCGCUCUCGAGCAGUAGCAUUUGUUUUCGGUGGUCUAAGUGUAGGCAGUGUUACAGGGCUUCUUUUGGCUCCUCCAUUGAUCCAAAACUUUGGUUGGGAAUCUGUUUUCUACAUUUUUGGUCUUUUGGGUAUAGGCUGGUUUGCAGGUUUUCAGCUAAUAAAAGAAGAGAGCGAAGGUUCAACUGCUUCCAGAUCAAUAUCACGGUCAGAGGAUAUCUCUACAAAUAAUUCAAUUACAUCUUCUCUAGGUGAUUUGGCUGGGAAUUUGAAGGAUGUGCCCUGGAAGGCAUUUUUUGAGAAUCAAGCGGUUCAGGCAAUGAUAUAUGUUCAUUUUUGUGGAAGUUGGGGACACUAUACCUGCCUCUCUUGGCUUCCUACGUAUUUUAGUGAGGAGCUGGAUCUAAAUUUGACAGAAGCUGCAUGGGUCUCAAUUCUUCCUCCACUGGCUUCCGUUUUCGUGAUUGGCGUUGCAUCACAAUUUGCGGACAAUUUAAUUGCCAAUGGAGUGGAAAUAACUAAGGUGCGAAAGAUUUGCCAAACAAUUGCCUUUUUAUCUCCAGCAGUUUGUAUGACCCUUUCAUCAAUAGAUCUAGGAUUGGCACCCUGGGAAGUUGUAGGAAUUCUCACCGGAGGAUUAGCACUCUCAAGCUUUGCCUUGUCAGGUCUUUACUGUACACAUCAAGAUAUGUCGCCGGAAUACGCAAGUAUACUAUUGGGUAUAACAAAUACUGUUGGGGCCGUACCGGGCAUCGUAGGGGUCGCCCUCACUGGUUACCUCCUUGAUUCAACUCACUCAUGGAGCUUGUCAUUAUUUGCUCCAUCAAUCUUCUUUUACCUGACCGGCACUGUUGUCUGGUUGGCUUUCGCAAGCAGUAAGCCGCAGAACUUUUCCAAGAGAGAUUGACAUUGUAUUCAAGAAAAGGUGUUCAUUACUUCAUUGCAAUUAGCCUCGGUUGGUUAACAAGAUAAUGAGCAAGAUCACAGUUUUCCUAUCCCCCAUUCGUUUUGUUGUUGGAGAUGGUAGGAAAUAUGAAAUUAGUCUAGCGAUACAUGAUACAGCAUUGCCUUCCUCGGCAGCGUCCUGACGACGUUAAUUCCAGCAGCCGUGCGAUCCUUCAAUGGGAGUGUCGACAUACGUAGCGGUGCUGCGUAUUUCGACUUUAGACCUUGUGUAUAUUCGAAAUGAUGUGGCCUGUAUGUGUUAUGAGUAAUGCUACUGAAAAUUAAAGCAUUCUCCCCCACAUCAAUGUCUAGGGAAAGUCGCAGACAUUCGGGAGACAGGAAUCUACAAUUUGUGUUUACUUCAAUUCUGUGUGUCAAUAUCUGUGUAACACUUUCGACAAAAAAAAAA